AUGAGCACGGAAGAUUUUAUCGGCACCCAAGGCAACUCCUACGGCGGCGGCGGCGCAUACGCUUCCGCUGCCUUGGCCUCGGUCGAUGCUCUGCCGUACGCGUGCGGGUCCAGCAAUGGCUACGGCCACAACGGACUGACCAUACGAGAAGCCUGUGAGGCUGCAGGCCGGGGUGACGGCAGCGGUCACUGCGUGGACGACAGUGAGAUCUCUGUCCGUGGUCCGGCGGGGGCAUGGAAUAAGUCACCGCUUUCUCAGGACGACCGGUCUGUGCCGCCCGUGAAAGUUCAGUCCUUCGAGGAGGUGCGAGAGCCGGGCAGCCCAGUCGCCGGGGGAGCGGAGAUGAGCGGAGCGUUCCCUCGCGAGAUCCAGGCGGAGUUCAGGCAAGCGCAGGACUUGUCAUUUCAUGGGCACAGGCCUCGGCUGGGAGAGCAUCAGCUGCGUUACAAAAAUAAUACACGGCGGGCUGGUCAGGCCUACACCUGGCCACUGGCUUUGGAGGGCAAGGACGUUAUUGGCAUUGCAGCCACAGGUAGCGGCAAAACACUGGCAUUCCUUUUGCCAGCGUUCUGCGAGAUGUCGCCGACGCGUGAGCUGGCGCAGCAGACCGAGCAGGAGGCCGAUCGCUUUGGCAAGUGCAUCAACUUUAACGUCGUAGCCAUGUAUGGUGGCUCGCCAAAGCAGGACCAGAUCAGAAAAUACCGCUAUGGAGUCCACACCAUCGUCGCGUGUCCAGGUCGGCUCAAUGACUUCCUGGAGGGCGGCCAGGUUCGACUGGACGGCGUCAUGUGUCUUGUUCUGGACGAAGCGGACCGAAUGCUGGACAUGGGCUUCGAACCUCAGAUUAGGAAGAUCCUGGCGAGGAUUCCGCGGAAUCGCCACACCAUGUUCUUCACGGCAACCUGGCCAAGAGAGGUUAGAAACCUGGCUGCAGACAUCCUGUACCACCCCUACAAGGUCAUGAUCGGGAAUCGUGAUGAAUUGAAGGGCAAUCAGGACAUCAUCCAGCAGGUCAAGGUCGUCGAUGGAUACAGCAAGGAGAGAGCGAUCGUAGACCUCCUCAACGAGGCCGGGCUCAUGGACCGGUAUGGCCAGGGCAAGGCCUUGGUCUUUGCCGGCACAAAGCGGGAGUGCGAGCGGCUCUCCAACAGCCUCUACAGAGCGGGAGUCCCGUGUUCCUCGAUCCACGGCGACAAGGAUCAACGCCAGCGAGACGAAGCGCUGAACGGCUUGAAAUCCGGGAAGCUGAAGGUCCUCGUGGCGACUGACGUGGCAGCGAGAGGGCUUGACAUCAAGGGGGUUGGCCUAGUGGUCAAUUAUGAUGCCGCAAACAACACGGAGGACUAUGUGCACCGGAUUGGCCGAACUGGCCGUGCUGGCUGCAAGGGCUUUGCCGUCACUUUCCUGGAUAGAAGAGCGGACGCGGGGAAGGCGAAAGGCAUUAUGGAGGUCAUGCAGCGCACCAAUCAGCCCGUGCCCGCCGACCUGCGAGACAUGGUGCCCGGCCCAGGCUGGCUCUGCGCGAGAAGAACGCGGAGGGCGCUGGGGUCUACGCCUGAGUUUCUUGAGAUCUCCGAAGAUUCCGAAGUCAGCAGGGAUUUGCACAGCCUUGCGGAGCUGAAGACACCCAGGUCUGAUGCGGUUGUGGAGGAUCCUGUGUCAGCCCGUGUCGCUGAGGAGGACGGGGCGGUGGCGGAGGUGGCCGUGGAGGUGACAGCUGGAAAGGCGGUGGCGGUGGCGGUGGUGGUGGAGGUGCUAUCAGAGGAUGGGCCAUGCUCCAGCAUCAAAGUUUCAAGUGACAUUGCUGUUGGCAGUGAGCCGAGGGGGGCGGCAGCCGAGGGCGCAGCCGUGAAGCCCGAGGCGGUGGUGAGCGGCCAGUUUUGCCGUGCCGGAGGUGUCAGGGCUGAUGGCCUCACAAUGUGGUUUGCAUCGCAACUUCGACGAACUUGGAUUGCAGACUCUCAAACCUACCGGCCCAGCACGCCCGAGAUUGGAAAUGCGGAGCUGCAACCUGGUCAGGUUGUUGACGGCAAGGUUUUGGCGACAAGUCGCGUGCAGAGGGCCACUAGGCUCUUCCCAAAAGCGGCUGCAGGCCAUGGCUGCGCCGAGAAUGCAGCCUGCCUGAUCAUGGCUGUUGAGGCCGCUUCGCGGCAGCUCGGCCGCAAACGCACGGCGAUCCUCCUCCUCACCAUCGCCUUAAGCGUUUUGCUUGGCGAGCAAAGCUUCGCCGUGCCGCCGACCACGCAAACGCGGACAACGGCCGGCAUCGAGGGCGUCGCGGAGCCUCUUCCGACCUCCUCGUUCGGAAACUUUGCCGGCAGAAGCUUCAAGUCUUCUCGACCGCAGGACAAAGUGCCAGAUGAUGCGCGUGCAACAGAUGCAGUCUCCUUGGCCUUGGCAGCGGCGGGCUGCGCAGUCGCCAUGCGAGCAGCCUCCGAGGCGUCGGAGGCGGCAGCGGAGGAGCCGACAGAGAGCAAGAAGGAGAAGAGCUUAAUGGACAAGUUCGGCGUGAUCGUCUACAUCGUGUUGUGGUAUGCCUUUAACAUUGGCUACAACAUCUACAAUAAGAAAGCAUUGAUUUCGUACCCCUUCCCCUGGGCGUGCGCACUUUGGCAGAUGUCCUUCGGAUGGCUGAUUUUUGUGCCUCUUUGGAUCCUUCGUAUCCGCAAGACUCCGAAGCUCUCCGUUUCCCAAGCCGUGACGCUGGCGCCCUCUGCGGUGGGUCACCUGGCGACGCACGUGGGUGCGGUUAUCGCCUUCUUUGCUGGGGCGGUCUCCUUUGGCCACAUCGUGAAGGCCUCUGAGCCGGUGGUCUCCUCCUUCCUGAAUUUCGCCUUCCUGGGCGAGGUGAUGCCUUGGCAAGUGUACGCUUCUCUGCUUCCCAUCAUCGGUGGUGUUGGCCUGGCAAGCGCUUCGGAGCUGUCCUUCAACUGGCUGUGCUUCGGGGCCGCCAUGGGCUCGAACUUGGGAUCUGCAUCCCGUGCAGUCUACAGCAAGAAGGUCAUGAGCGGGGGCGACAUUGGUGAGAACAUGGACUCAGCGAACGUGUACGCAGUUCUGACCAUCAUGGCGACCUUCAUGCUGAUCCCAAUCUCCCUCCUCAUUGAGGGGCCAAGCGCCAUGCUGAAAGGCUUCAAGAUUGCCUACUCCGCAGGAGGCAUGUCCUUCAUGUGGCAGAUGAUCCUUAGUGGCUUCUACUACUACAUGUACAACGAGGUAGCAUUCCUGGCGUUGGGCAAGCUGGACCCCGUGUCCCACGCCGUGUGCAACACCAUGAAGCGAGUAGUGAUCAUCAUCACUGCCAUCUUCGUCUUCCGGAAUCCGGUGACGGGCCUGGGCGUGCUGGGCAGCAGCAUUGCCAUCCUAGGCACUCUGAUCUACUCCCUGGCCAAGAACAAGUACGCGAAGCCGCUGCUGUCCUCCCGAAAGCACUGUGCGAACAUCUCCUUAGCCAGCCAAACGGACCAGUUCGGGGGAUCGCAUGCGGCAAUGGGACUCGACGAAGAGUAUAUCAGCAAGGACUUCCGGGUCAACCCUGCCCGGCUGAGAGAUUCGCUUCGCGACUUCAACGGCAUUGGGUACAAAGUGGUGGCCAAGGUGGGCAAUCGCCUUCUGAGCAUCUGGGCGGGAGAUCGCACGGAGUACUCGCUGGGUGCGACCAUCAGGGACGAAGCCGGGCCAAACCACUCUGGUGGCUUGUACGUCUGCCGCACCCAGGCAGCCGCACUCCGGCAUCGAGUGCCCGCGAGACGCGGGGGCUUGUUCUUUGCCCCACGACUGCUGUUGCGCUGCCGGUGCGAGGGACCGUUCGUGGAGUACCCGGGCGGCAAAAUCGCGUGCUCGGCCUUGACGCCGAUUGAUGUUCAGGCCAUUCCCCCAGGUUACCUGCACACGUCGCCGCAGCGCGCGGCAGCAGUGUUUUCUGCAGCCGCAGGGGUUGGCCCCAGCGAAGGUAUGCGUGGCGAGACGACAGCGCUGGAGGCCGAGGUGGCCGAGCUCGAACGUCGCCUUGGCUAUCGCUAG
This is a messenger RNA of Symbiodinium sp. CCMP2456, 4023 nucleotides long. NCBI's taxonomy places the organism in Eukaryota, Dinophyceae, Suessiales, Symbiodiniaceae. The record is from the annotation of a GenBank genome assembly.